Messenger RNA from Chilo suppressalis (striped riceborer), 4768 nucleotides. The record is from the annotation of a GenBank genome assembly. Lineage: Eukaryota; Metazoa; Arthropoda; Insecta; Lepidoptera; Crambidae.
AUGAUUUUUUACGAUUUUAAAUGUGGCUUAAAUCCUGAUGAGUCAUUUGAUCUCGAACUACUUUUAUGGAUGAAGGAGGACCUUCAAAAGCAACCAUCUACCGCUUGUGUAGCGAGUUCAAACGCGGUCGUCUUACUUUGGGGGAUGAACAAAGAAGUGGUCGUCCUACAACCCCUACCGAAAUAUGAUUGCUAGAUUGAACAAAAACUGUUGAUGCAGAUUUAAACCUGAUACAUUUUACCAUCUUUUUCGAUCGUAUUGUUUUAAGUUUGAAUUCAGAAUACCAUACGACAUGGAGCUACGCCUAACAAGUUAUUAUUCGGUGGCUAACAAUCCAAUAUUACUCUACUCGACAGCAGCAGAUAUACGUGUAGCUAAUUUAUCAAGAUUAGGAAAAAACAAUGUCAUAGUCAAAGGUCUGGAGCAAGGAUCUGCUGUUGAUUUCAUUUAUAGUAAAAAUUUAAUAUGUUGGUCUGAUCAAACUGCAGAACUGAUACAAUGUAUGAAAUACAAUGAAACAUACUCUGGAGAAAAGAUGAGAAUAGUGUCGGAGGGUUUGAUAACACCAACUGGGAUUGCAAUAGAUUGGUACACUGAUAAAAUAUAUUGGACUGAUGGAGAGACUAACAGAAUUGAAGUUAUAAGUAUAGAACAGAAAUACAGAAAAGUAUUGUUUUGGUCUGAAGUAGAUUUGGCCAGAGCUAUUGCAGUAGUGCCUAAAGAAGGAUUAUUGUUUUGGACAGAUUGGGGUGAAGAACCUAAAAUAGAGAGAGCAGGAAUGAAUGGUGACCCAUUGACUAGACGGGUAAUAGUCAAGGAUGAUAUAAUAUGGCCCAAUGGCAUUACCAUAGACUAUAACAACAAUUUGAUUUUUUGGGUUGAUGCAAAGCUUCACUUUAUUGAUGUUAUUGACUUCAAUGGAGACAAAAGGAAAAGAGUCGUAAAGGGUGGUUUGGAAUAUCCAUAUGCUUUAACAAUAUAUAAUGAAAAGUUUUUUUGGACAGAUUGGACAAACUGGACAAUCUAUUCAUGGGAUAUGGCAACUAAUGGUCCAAUUAAGGAAAUAAUAAAAUCUGAUCCAGUACCAGUCGAUAUUAAAGUAUAUGAUGGUAGUCGGCAACUUAUGCCCAGUGGUGAUUACCCUUGUAAAUAUAAUAACGGGGGCUGCUCGCAUUUGUGCCUUUUGGCACCAUCAGAACCAGGUUAUGUCUGCGGCUGUCCUACUGGCACUAUACUAAAGAAAAACAGCAAUACAACUUGUUACGAUAGCCCUCAGACUCUACUAGUGGUUGCACAACGCUCCAUGAUAUCUAAAAUCUCCCUUGAUGCCCCUGAUUUCACACCAUAUACUAUACCAUUGAAAGAUCUGAAAAGAGCGCUUACUGUGGACUUUGACCCAAAAACUGGAUAUAUUUUUUGGGCUGACAGUUUGGCAAAAACAAUAUCCCGUGCUCGUCUAGAUGGCAGCGAACAGUCGGUAGUAAUACACAGUAGUGGCGUGCCAGACAGUAUCGCCAUAGACCCGCUGGCAAGGAACAUCUACUGGACGGACCCCGUGCUGGACACCAUCACUGUGGCCAGGCUCGAUGGCACCUCCAAAAAGGUGAUAAUUCACGACGAACUAUAUGACCCUCGAGCGAUUGCUCUGCAUCCUACUGCUGGAUGGAUGUUCUGGUCAGAUUGGAACGAGAAACGACCCAAAAUAGAACGCGCUAACCUCGACGGGACAAACAGAAUGCUUUUAGUCACCGAAAAGAUCACCUGGCCCAACGGUAUCGCACUGGACACAGUAAACAACAAACUGUAUUGGGGUGACGCCAGGACACAUAAAAUUGAGGUAUGCAACAUGGAUGGCACAAACCGUAGGGAGAUUCACAGCACAGACAUCUUACACAUAUUCGGAUUGACGUUGCUUGGUCAAAGACUUUAUUGGACAGACAUGCAACGACGCACACUUGAUAGCAUAGACAAAGACACUGGUUUGGAGAAACAGCCAGUUGUAGAGCAGUUAGCAAACAUGUUGGGUGUAAAAGCGUUCCGUCCAGGUGAAUCUCUUGGUAAAAACCCAUGUGUGGAUGAUAACGGAGGAUGUUCACAUCUUUGCUUCAACGGACCCAACGAUUACGUGUGCAGCUGCCCGCUAGGCUUAGAAUUGGCCAAUGAUAGGAGGACAUGUACUGAGCCCGAAGCGUUCUUGGUGUAUAGUCGCAAGAAUGUGAUCGGUCGAAUCAGCAUCGAGAACGAGAACAACGACGCAGUGUUGCCAGUCAAGGAUUUGAAGGAAGUCAGUGCUUUGGAAGUACAUGUGUCAGAAUCGAAAAUAUAUUGGUCAGACAGCAAGACAAAAACUAUAAAUUAUUGCACUGUGAAUGGCGCUAACCAAGAGAAGAUAUUGGAAUGGUUGGGCCUUGUAGAAGGCCUAGCUAUAGAUUGGUCCGGUAACAAUAUCUACUGGACGGACACAACGACGCAACGUAUUGAAAUGGCAAAACUCGACGGUUCCAGUCGUCGAACUCUCAUAUGGCAAGGCCUAAAGAAGCCUAAAAGUAUUGUGUUAGAUCCUAAAAAAGGUUACAUGUACUGGUCAGAGCUCGGAUCAAGGACUAUAAAGCGUGCAUUAAUGGACGGGACUUCCCCGUCUAUUUUCGUCGAGCAAACGGGCCGCGUGCACGCUCUAGCCAUAGACUACGACAAGCGGACUCUGUACUGGGCCGCGCUCGAACCCCCGGCCAUAGAGUAUAUUCAUCUCAAUGGUUCUGGACGAAAGUUGCUUGCUGAUAAUAUUCUCAUGCCGUACGCUCUCACACUCCACUCCGAUAAAGUGUUCUGGGGAGAUUGGAACACAGGCUUGAUCGAAGUCGCGAAGAAAACGGACGGCACCGAGCGCAAAACUAUCCACACUCAACUCGACUACAUAACCGACUUGAAAGUGUAUCACCGCAAACGUACCGCCGGCGGCAGCCAAUGUGACGUCGGCAACGGCGGAUGCUCGCACCUCUGCAUCCCGCUGCCUACAGACUACCGCUGCGGCUGCCCCACGCACUACCGCCUCGACAGCGACAACCUCACGUGCUCUGAACCCGAAGAGUUCCUUAUGUUCGCUCAAAAGAAUGCCGUCGGGAGAAUAGUUGUCGCCAAUGGUGAAUGUAAUGACGCCUUCAUACCACUGGUGGGCCUUCGGAACGUGAAAGCCAUUGAAUUCGACCCUGAAAAGAAGUUAUUAUAUUGGAUGGACGAAGAUUCGCACACCAUAAGGAGAGUCGCAAUAAGUGACUCGACUACGUCGGCCAUUACUGACUCCACCGUAGUUGUAUCUGGACUAUCUAGACCGUUUCAUAUGGUGCUUGACGUUUUAGGACGAGCCCUGUACUGGACUUGUUUGGACACGGACUCUAUCAAUGUGACUUCCAUCGACAGCAACUCCUCAGUCGGCGUCAUUAUUAGAGGAGAAAAUAUGAUGCCGAGACAUUUAGCUUUUCACCAGACUAAGAGGGUGCUUGUUUGGAACGACAUCGGCAUGGGUGCCAUAAUGCGCGCCAACGUGGACGGAUCCGAGCGCGUGGAGUUAGCGCGCGCCGCCAACGCAUCCGCGCUCGCGCUCGACCACGCCGCCGGCGUCGUGUACUGGGCCGCCGGCCGGCAGCUGCACGCCGUCGACCUCGACACGCUCCACAGACGCGUGGUGUGGCAAGGCGGCUGGGUGGGCACGCUGUCCGCGUACGGCGGCGCGUUGUACCUGAGCGGCAGCGAGCGCGCGCUCAUGCGGCUGCCGCUGCAUCGCCGCGACGCGCCCGCCACACUCGUGCCGCACGUCGCCAGGCUAGCCGCCUCGCUCGCCGUGCACCCGGUGAGCCGUUCGCAUCCAUGCUACGGAGGGCGCGCUUGCGGCGGUCGUGCGGGCACGUGCCUCGCGGGUGGCGAGUGCGGCUGCCACGGGGACUGCGAGCCCCGCCCCGCCUGCGCGCCCGGACACUUCCCCUGCCGCCGCGCGCCCCGCGCCGCGCCCCACCACGCGCACUGCAUCCCCGCCGACUGGAGGUGCGACGGCCAGGUGGACUGCCCCGACGGGUCGGACGAAGGCGCGGCGUGCGGCGCGUGCGCAGGUGGCGUGCGGUGCGUGGACGGCGCGUGCGCGGCCUCGCUGGCUGGUUGCCCCGCGGGCGCGGUCUGCACACACGCACCGCUGCCUGCCGCUUUCAGGUGCGAUGAGAAGUUGUGCCUUUCGGAAGCGCUCCUUUGCGACGGACAUCAACACUGUGAAGACGGAUCUGAUGAACUACCUGCUUUCUGCGAGCAGAAAGAACCGGUAAAUACCGUACGGUCUUGGAGCGCCGCGGCGGUGUGCGGUGCGGUGGCCGGGUGCGGGGGCGUGGCGGGCGCCGUGUGGGCGGUGCUCCGCUGCCGGCGGCACCGCGCCCCGCCGCGCCCGCUGCCCCUGCCCCUGCCGCGCCACAAGCCACGCGCGCCGCCCCCUCGCGCUUGCAGCCCAGUGACGGAGAGCCUGUGCGAGCGGUAUCCGCAGCCGACGGCGAACCCGCCGCCGUCCCCGGCGACGGCGAGCGGCGGGUCGGGAGCGGCGGCGGGCGGCGGCACGGGUGGUGCGGGGGCGGGAUCGGGCGCAGGUCGGCGGCGCGCCUACCGCCACUACCGCGCGUGCAACCGCCCGCCCCCGCCCACGCCCGCCUCCACCGAUGCCUGCGAGUCCGAGCCCGAGCCCGCCGCGCGCGCUCCCCCGCCCUCACCCGCGCCCUACCUCUAUCUCUACUGA